Molecule: messenger RNA, 1581 nt
Organism: Penicillium verhagenii
Lineage: Eukaryota; Fungi; Ascomycota; Eurotiomycetes; Eurotiales; Aspergillaceae
Product: carboxylesterase/lipase family protein
Exons: 1
Coding region: 1-1581 (526 amino acids)
Source: RefSeq, a predicted model, not a curated record
AUGAAGAUAUCCGAACACCUCGCUCGAGGAACUAGCAUCUUUGCCCUGCUGGCCGCGGCAGAUGCAGCUCUGUAUGACCAAACCAUCAAACUCCCUCAGGGAAAAUUGCAAGGAGCUGCAGCUUUCAAUACCAGCACUGCCCCAUCCACCAUCUCCAACUGGAAGGACAUCUCCGUCUGGAAGGGCAUUCCAUAUGCGCCAACAACUGGUGGAAAUAACCGCUGGAAACCACCCCAGCCCGCCCCAUCCUGGAACGGGACUUUCAAGGCCACUUCAUUCGGACUCUCCUGUCCCGAUCAGUCGACCGGAGACGAUAUCGGCGAAGACUGUCUAAGCAUCAACAUCUGGAGUCCGGCAACCUCCGCUGAUGCCAAACUUCCCGUUAUGUUCUGGUCCUAUGCUGCCGGUGGCCAGUCCUCACAGUCGAACUAUGACGGUGGCGGUAUGGCAGGCAAAGACGUUGUCUUCGUCAGCUACAACUACCGAAGUGGAGCCCCUGGCUGGCUCACUUUGGCCGAGCUGGAAAAGGAAAGUGGCGUGACGGGCAACUAUGGUCUGCUGGACCAAAUUGCAGCUCUCAAAUGGGUCCACGAAAACAUCGCGGCUUUUGGUGGUGACCCCGAUGCGAUUACUGCGGCUGGCCAGUCAUUUGGUUCCGGAGCGACAUAUCAUUUAAUUAACAGCCACCUCUCCAAGGGCUUAAUUAAGGGAGCGAUUGCCGAGAGUGGCAUCAAGGACCCAUAUGACCCAGACCUGUCGGGAUUCGGAAGUGACUACCGUAACAUGACCUGGAUGCUCGAUUUCAGCAACGCGUUCUAUGAUUCGUUGAAUGUGUCUAGCCUGGCCGAGCUGAGAGCUCUGGAUCUCGCGACUUUGCUCACCGGAACUGGAGAGUCGGCCUUCACUGGAUUCGACCCUGUGCUGAAUUACCACUCCAUUCCAAACAAGUACAUCGUCAGCCUGGAGGAGGGUGCGCCAAACAACGUCCCGAUCUUGGUUGGUAACAAUGCCGACGAGGAUGGCAUCGACUCAUCCACCACGUAUAACGUGUCUGCUUAUAAAGAAGGAAUUGCCUCGUUGUACGGUGACUUCGCCGACGAUCUCUUGGCUCUCAACCCGGCUAGCAACACCACAGCCGCCACGGAUGCAUACAACACGAUCUUGCGGGCUGGCUUCUCCACCUCCACCUGGUCCUUCGCCAACCGCUGGAGCAACACUUCAGAUCAGCCCAUCUACAACUACCUGUGGACUUACCAGGGCUCGAACGGUGGUGGCGCUACUCAUGGCUCCGAGGUUGUUUACGCUUUAGGCAACCUUUACGCCCAGUCGUCAACAUACGACGAGACCGACUAUGAAGUUGCUGAGAAGAUGUCGUCGUACUGGGCCAACUUCGUCAAGACUCAGAAUCCCAACAAAGGAGGUUCGGCUAAUGUAACGCUGCCCUAUUGGGCGGCCAAUGUUCCCUCGCAAAACAACCAGUUCGAUUUGGGCAACACGUGGAAGAAGAUUCCGAUCACUGCCAGUCUGAAGAUGAGGGAUAUCUUCCUGGAUUUCUGGAAGACUACUACAGACCCAUACUAG